CCCCCCCAUUUCGUAUUCCUCUCCCUCUAUCUCAGUCUCUCUCCCGAGGAGAAGAAGAAGAAGAAGUAGGGACUCCCGUUCUCCUCGGCCCUGAAUCCAAACCUAAAGCGAUUGUUCUUCUGCUGAGAAACAUGGGGCUUACCUUCACGAAGCUCUUUAGCCGCCUUUUUGCGAAGAAAGAGAUGAGGAUCUUGAUGGUGGGGCUUGAUGCCGCCGGUAAGACCACCAUUCUCUACAAGCUCAAGCUUGGAGAGAUUGUCACCACCAUCCCCACUAUCGGAUUUAAUGUGGAGACUGUGGAAUACAAGAAUAUUAGCUUCACUGUGUGGGAUGUUGGUGGUCAGGACAAGAUCAGACCAUUGUGGAGGCAUUACUUCCAGAACACGCAGGGCCUUAUUUUUGUUAUUGACAGCAAUGACAGAGAUCGUAUUGUUGAGGCAAGAGAUGAGCUUCACAGGAUGCUAAAUGAGGAUGAAUUACGGGAUGCUGUCUUGCUUGUUUUUGCAAACAAGCAAGAUCUACCAAAUGCAAUGAAUGCUGCUGAAAUAACAGAUAAGCUUGGUCUGCAUUCCCUCCGUCAGCGACACUGGUACAUUCAGAGCACCUGUGCUACAUCUGGUGAAGGUUUGUAUGAGGGGCUUGAUUGGCUGUCCAACAACAUCGCUAACAAGGCUUGAAAAUUUCAAGGUGCUUGCAAAACAUUCUUCCGUAGACAACAUGAUGGAUUCUUUUGGGAUUUUUAGAUCUUCAAACUUCUGGAUUGUUAUUCCCGUGGUUUACCUUUUUUCCCUCAGUUUUCACAUUUGAGCAAGUUUAGAUUUAGCCAUUGGAGUGACAGAAAUUUGGACUCACCAUUGAAUGACUUCUGUUAUGGUUUAUGCCCCAAUUAUUGAUAGAAUGCUUCACUGUCUAAAUUGUGAUUUCUAGAUGAUUCUUGAUUA
Phoenix dactylifera (date palm) is the source of this 941-nucleotide messenger RNA. Its product is annotated as ADP-ribosylation factor 2-like. The record is from RefSeq and is a predicted model, not a curated record. NCBI's taxonomy places the organism in Eukaryota, Viridiplantae, Streptophyta, Magnoliopsida, Arecales, Arecaceae. Gene Ontology annotation, molecular function: GTP binding; GTPase activity.